AUGACGGCAACAAACAACAACAACAACUAUAUCAUUUCUGAUGAAAAAGUUAUUGAUUCAUUAGUUGAGGAAUUAGUUGUGGCAGAAACUAAAACCCUCAACGAAAGAAUUGGUGAAAACAAGACUGAUUUACAUAACUACCUCAAACAUGAUGGAGGAAGAGGAAGGAAAACUGGUAUGGCUUUAUUAGUAAAUAAAAUAUCAAAUUUAACGAUUAUAGAUGUUGAUAUCAAUAAAUCGUACAAUGAUGAACUUAAAGAAACAGUUAGAAAAGACAUUUUAUCAAAACUUUCGGAUAAAGAUGUUAUCGUGAAAACCGCAUCAGGAGGUCUUCACAUUUAUUGCAACACUAAUUUCUUCUAUUCAACCUCGAACAGAAUGAUUAAAUGUUAUUCCUGCAAUGAUUAUGAUAUUGACAUAAUGACUUCUAUGGAUGAUUCAAAGCGUUCUUUAGUAGUUAUGGCUGAUUCAAGAGUUCGCAAGAAUGCAACAGAACCAAUCAAUACAUACUCAUUCAUUCGUGGAAGUUAUGAUUCAACAUUAACCAGAACAGUGAAUGAUAUAUUAAAUGAUUUGAAUAUUAAGGUAAGAGUUGAACAGAAGAAUGAAGAAAUAAAGACUAUCAUGAAUGAAAACAAAGAU
Messenger RNA from Trichomonas vaginalis G3, 642 nucleotides. RefSeq names its product Prim-pol domain family. The record is from RefSeq and is a predicted model, not a curated record. The transcript has a single exon. The annotation marks the transcript as partial. NCBI's taxonomy places the organism in Eukaryota, Parabasalia, Trichomonadida, Trichomonadidae.